AUGUCGCCUCCUUCUGCGUCGGCCUCGUCAAGCGGGUCGUCACCGCACAUGGACCGCCUGCUCGGGGACCUCAAACUGCUGGCGGCCUACGACUCCGCUGCAGGAUGGCAGGAGCCGAAAGCCAUGGAAAGCGCCUUUCAGAGUCUUUCUUGGGAUGACCCCGACGUUUUGAAGGCACUUCCUCAGUACCUGAACUGCCGUGGAGAGCAAAAGCGGCGCGUCGAUUUCGCGUACGCGGCGUUGUGCCCGCGACCUGUCGAUGAAAAAGACCCCAAGCAAACCUUGAUGAGUUUGUGGAUGAAAGCACGCCUGUUCUCAUACGACCAGAAACACCCUUUUGUUCUCUCCCCCUUUGCGACCGCCGACAAAUCGACUGCUUCUGCGGGGGCCGUGGCCGCAGACAAACCGUUUUAA
Neospora caninum is the source of this 414-nucleotide messenger RNA. RefSeq lists its product as hypothetical. The record is from RefSeq and is a predicted model, not a curated record. The coding region runs from base 1 to 414 and encodes 137 amino acids. The transcript has a single exon. NCBI's taxonomy places the organism in Eukaryota, Apicomplexa, Conoidasida, Eucoccidiorida, Sarcocystidae.